AUGUCUAAGCACCCUAAUAAAACUCUUAGACCACCUAUGGGUAAAAUUGUAGGUACACCGAGAUUUUUCGAGAAGCUUUAUAUAGAUUUUUUAGGACCGUAUACUAGAUCACGUUCAGGCCAUAUUGGUAUAUUCAUUGCUCUAGAUCACUUUCCUUUUUUGAAAGCAGUGAAGAAAUUUGCUGCAGAUGUCGUGAUAAAAUAUAUGGAAACUGAAUUGUUUCACACAUUUGGAGUUCCGGAAACAGUAGUCUCAGAUAACGGAUCUCAGUUUAGAUCAACGGAAUUCAAGAACUUUUUAGAUCGAUAUGGUGUUAAACAUGUGUUUACUGCUGUUCAUGCACCACAGGCCAAUGCAUCCGAAAGAGUCAACAGAUCCGUUCUUGCUGCUAUAAAAUCGUAUGUUAGGAGUGAUCAGAAGAAUUGGGAUGAACAGCUUAGUAGUAUUUCGUGUGCAUUGCGCUCUGCUGUUCAUUCGGCAGUUGGUACAUCGCCUUAUUAUCUUGCCUUUGGCCAACACAUGAUAACAAAUGGUUCAACAUACGCACUAUAA
Molecule: messenger RNA, 552 nt
Organism: Lucilia cuprina (Australian sheep blowfly)
Lineage: Eukaryota; Metazoa; Arthropoda; Insecta; Diptera; Calliphoridae
Exons: 1
Coding region: 1-552 (183 amino acids)
Biological process (GO): DNA integration
Molecular function (GO): nucleic acid binding
Source: RefSeq, a predicted model, not a curated record